Messenger RNA from Argiope bruennichi, 3069 nucleotides. Its product is annotated as WD repeat-containing protein 36-like. Gene Ontology annotation, molecular function: protein binding. The coding region runs from base 251 to 2914 and encodes 887 amino acids. The record is from RefSeq and is a predicted model, not a curated record. Gene Ontology annotation, biological process: rRNA processing. Gene Ontology annotation, cellular component: small-subunit processome; Pwp2p-containing subcomplex of 90S preribosome. The transcript has 20 exons. Lineage: Eukaryota; Metazoa; Arthropoda; Arachnida; Araneae; Araneidae.
AACUUGGAACCGCUACACGUGCGAAGAGACAUAAGUUAUAUUUUGUAACUAUCAAAUCUCAUCACCCUGUCAUUGAAUUUCUUUGUGGCUUCUGGUAGAUUUUAAAAUUUUUGUGAUAUUCGAGUUUUGAUUUUUGUUAACCCGGCACAAGCUAAGAAUCCGUUCAGGAGCAUACGCCGGAAAACAAACCUCAUUCCUUCCUAUCAUUGAACGAAUACGAUUUUAUUUAUUACUGCGAUUACUUGUAAUCAUGAUUCAAUCUAGCAAAAUAUUUGUUGGAUAUCGUGCAUUAGGAUUUGUUUGCAAUCAUGUACCUCUGUCACUUAGAUAUAUUAAUCGAAGAAAUGAAAAUUUAGUUGUUACAGCUGUUGGUAAAUCAUUUCAUACUUAUGGAUGUUCAAAAUUAGAUCUUCUGAGUGUUAGUGGACCACACCCUGAAGAAAUAUCAUGUUUAACGUCUGAUGCCUAUUUAGUCUUUACAGCUUGUGAAAAUGUUAUAUAUGCAUGGAGAAGAGGAACUGAGUUGAAACAUACAUAUAAAGGCCCCAUAAAGAAUGUGCUAUUGCUUCUUCCAUUUGGACCUCAUUUGAUUGCUGUAUAUGAGGAUAGCACUCUUAUUGUCUGGGACAUAAAAGCUGAAGAAAUAACUUUAGAGAUACCUUUCACUAUCUCUAUCUCAGCAAUUGUUCAUCCAAGUACAUAUCUGAAUAAGAUUCUUCUUGGUAGUCUUCAAGGAUGCUUACAGUUGUGGAAUUUGAGAACUAACAAGCUUAUUUACACAUUUGAUGGCUGGGGAUCUCCUGUAACAGUUCUAGAACAAGCACCAGCAAUAAAUGUAGUAGCCAUUGGUUUAGAAUGUGGAGAUAUCUAUAUCCAUAACCUAAAAUUUGAUGAAACCCUCAUGAAAUUUUCACAAGAUUGGGGAGCAGUUACUGGAUUAAGUUUUCGAACUGAUGGUCCUCCAAUCAUGGCUUCUGCUAGUACCAUGGGUCAUAUAGCUGUGUGGGAUCUUGAAAAGAAGCGUCUUCACAGUGAGAUCAGGGAAGCUCAUAGAGGAUGUGUCUCGGGCUUGAAAUUUCUCCCAAAUGAACCUUUGCUCAUCACUUCAUCUAGUGACAAUUCAAUAAAAAUGUGGAUAUUUGACCUGCCUGAUGAUGGAGGUCGACUUCUACGGCUUCGAGAAGGGCAUAGUAGUUCACCAACUAAAGUCCGGUUUUAUGAUGUGAAUGGAAAGAACAUUUUGAGUGCUGGACGAGAUUCCACUCUUAGAUCUUUUUCAACUGAAGCAGAUAAUCUUAAUAAGAGUUUGGGUCAAGCAUCUUUUAAUCGGAAAGCAGCAAAGCGAAAAGGAAUUAAGCAUGACACAAAGAAAAUGUUGCCUAUAAUCGACCUUUGUUCAGAAGCUACACGAGAAAAGGACUGGGAUAAUAUUGCUGCAAUUCAUCGCAAUUCAAAAAUUGUCACUACUUGGUCAUAUAAUCGUAGCUGCAUGGGAGAACAUAAAAUAAUGCAUGAACGUUUUAAAGGAUUAAAAAAUGUUGAAGCACUGUGUUUGAGUAUUAGUACUUGUGGAAAUUUUGUUGUGAUUGGUUACAACACUGGCCACUUAGAUAAGUUUAAUAUCCAAUCUGGGAUGCAUAGAGGGUCUUUUGGAAAAGAAACAGCCCAUGAAGGAAAUGUGCGGGGAGUUGCCAUUGACGGCUUUAAUCAAAUGGUAAUAUCAGGUGGCACUGACAAACUUUUAAAAUUUUGGAAAUUUAAAGAUCACAGUGAAAUUGCUAUUAUGGAAGUAGAACAGGGUGUAUCAAAAGUUGUUCUUCAUCGUGAAAAUGCUAUGCUUGCUGUCGCGAUGGAUAAUUUUACAAUUUUGCUUGUGGAUAUUGAAUCAAAGCGAAUUAUAAGAAACUUUGCUGAUAAUUCUGGAAACAUCUGUGAUAUGGCAUUUAGUACAGAUUUUAAAUGGUUAAUAGCUGCAACAAGUGAUUCCUCAAUUAAAACUUGGGAUAUAUCUUCAGGAAAACUUGUUGAUUGGUUUACUGUGUCACCUUUAUGUGUAAGCCUCACUAUGUCUCCUUCUGGUGAAUAUCUAGCUACAGUGCAUGCAGGCAGCCCUGGUAUCUAUUUAUGGGCAAAUUCUACUCUUUACUCCAAUUUGUUACUACAUCCAUUACCUGAAGCAUAUAAUCCAUUACAGCUUGAUCUGCCAGUGGUUACAAUGGAUGGAAGAGAUGAAAACAGUAAAGAUGAUGACGAAGCAGAAACAGAUAACUUAGUUCCAGAAUUUAAAUCGCCAGAACAAAUUUCUGAUGAACUUGUUACACUAUCUCUUGUAUCUAAAUCGCGUUGGCUUAAUUUAUUAGAUUUAGAUAUAAUUAAGCGUCGUAAUAAACCCAAAGAGCCUGUUCAAGUGCCCAAGAAUGCUCCUUUCUUCUUACCCGUGGUCUCUGGUUUAAAACCCACAUUCUUGGUUGAAGAAUCUGAUAACUGGAAAGAAAAAAGGGAAAAAUCUAACAUCCUGGAUGUAAUGCAACAUAAAUCAGAAUUCUAUAAAUUACUUUACAAAUGCAAUGGAACUGAAAAUUAUGACAUGGUUAUGGAUAAAUUGAAAGAAAUGAAUCCAUCAAAAAUAGAUGUUGAAAUUCGUUGUCUCGGUCCAGAAAAUGGUGGUUCUAAACUGUUUAUGGAAUAUUUUCUUAAAACUUUAUCUGAAUCGCUAAAGACAAAGAGAAAUUUUGAAUUAAUACAUUCAUAUUUAGCAUUGUUUCUGCAGAUUCAUUAUGAAACAGUAUCUAAGUCAGACAAAAUGGUUGGAAUUUUACAAGAAAUCAAACAGGACAGAUCAUGGGAAAAUUUAAGAGAAAAAAUAAAUUAUUGUCUCUGUCUUGGAAACUAUACUAGAAGUGCUGUAAUAUAAUGAUGCAUUUGUUGUAUACAUAUGUAUCAUAUGUGUACAUAGUAUUUUGUAUGUUAUAAAUGUGAUAAUAAUUAUCACAAAUUAUUUUGUAAAUAUUUUUUUAUAUAAAAAUAACAUGCAUAUUUUUAUGAAAAAUAAAAAAUGACAUUUUAACA